UAGCUCCCCCCUCAGUCGCCUCGAAUCCGCCAUGCCAUGCAAGCCCGGGAAUUGCCCUCAGACAACCCAGCAGAGCAUGUCUCAGCACAGCCACUCGGCUCACCCUAGAGCAGCUCAGUUGAGCCCAGCUCAGGGCACGGUGUAGUAGAGUGAGGACCGAAGUGAAGUGACGCUUUGGAAGGGUCUGGUUUAGGAAGUAACCGAGGGGAGCUGAGCUGAGCAGAGUUGAGCUGGUUUGCCUGUUGCGCUUAAGGCCCCCAUCAUGUGGACGCAGUGGAACUCAGCAAGCCAUGGAUGAACGGCCAAGACCCACCUGUUCUAUCGAUGCAGGGGAGCGCCUCGCCUCGCCUCGCCGCACCGGCAUUCGCCCUGAGGGCUGGUCGCUUAUCCAAGAUCGCACGGAUUCUGAGGGCUUGUUGUCACGCGUGCGUUGAGGUUACUCGAGUGGAGGAACCUGCGUUGUUCGGCCGUCCGUUAAUCUCGCUUCUGAGGGCGAAUGAGACUCGCAUUAGAGAGACUCGCAUUAGAGAGAGCGAGCGGAUCUCGCAACAGGUCGGACCCACCUGCAUGCCUUCGAUGUUUGUCGAGCAAACGUUGAGUCAACGGCGCGCUACACUGGAGGCAAAGCCUUACCGUAGCUGUACGGCGCGACGGGUUGUUAGCAGUAGACGGUAACCAUCCCGGUGCCGCAGCCGGAGCGCGCAGCUAUGUACGAUAGUACGACGCGACAUUGGCGAGUCGCUGUGGACCACGGUACCGAUUAGUAUUAGUAGUAACUUAUUGCUCUGGUAACCUAGUCUAGUCGAUGGCGACCGAAACAAUCCGCGCUGCCUUUCGACGCCCCGCCGCUGGAGCCAUGGCGGAACGUCUGUUCGAUCCGAAUUCUUUCGAACUCACUGAUGUGAGAGGGGACUCCGACUUAGGAACGAUGGGUCCGUCGUUGCGCGGUCGGGGGAACGUUUUCGUCGGCCGUAUUACCGCGGCGGACGAAUCGGCUAAUCCCCGCGCAGAUCCGGCUGCGACGCGGCGACGCAGCCCAUCGAAGCCGUAUCACCGUCGCAGCCCAUCGCAGUCGUUCGACCGUCGCAACGGCCCGUCGCAGUCGUUCGACUUCGAUAACGACUGGUGUAGGAGUGCCGACACCGCCGCCGAUCGUCGCGAAAGGCUCCGAGGCGGAGGGAUGGUGAGGGGGGAACGGCAGGCGGAGGUCCCAAGGGUUGGCGCAGCGCAAGUUGGCGGGGAACGCACCGCGGAGUUGCGCGGAACAGUGCCGGCGCGCGGAGAAAGUAGUCAGCAGCGACGCGCGCAGGCCGCGGAGACGCCGCUCAGAUCCCCCCCGCAUCGCGUUGAGCCGUCCGGAACAGGCUCGGGAACAAGCGCGAGAACAGGCUCGUUACCGAACCAGGAGUGGGAGAAGGCCGUUGUGUCCCGAGCCUUGAGCGGCGGAGUUUCCGCGGACUGCGGCCCCGAUUGGCGCGGCGCGGCGGAUCGCGCAGCGGCAUGGGCGCGCAAGGACGGCGGCUGCGGAGCAGCGUGGCGGAAGCCCGGCGGUUUCCUCCCCCCGCGCCUGCUCCUCUGCACGGGGCCUCCCGCCGCCAUGUCCCCGUGCUCCACGCUCGAACACCAGCUCAGCCCCUACUGCUCUUCCGCUGCCACGUCAGCUGCCUCCAGCCCGUUCGCUGCCACGUCAUCAGCGUCCAGCCCGUUCGCGGUGGCGAGUCCUCUUUCGUCCGCCAUCAGCCCGCUAACCCCCUCCCCGCUGUCCGGAAGAAACGCCUCCCCGCUAUCCGGGGGGACCCCCUCUCCGCUGUCCCGCGGGAGGAGCGCCUCCCCCCAAUCGACGAGAUGCGCCUCUCCACUUGCUGGCGGAAACUCCUCUCCGCUUGCUGGCGGAAACUCCUCCCCGCUAUCCCGGGGAGUCCCCUCACCUCUGUCUGGCGGAAGCUCCUCCCCGCUUCUUCCGCGCAGCCCCCUCCCCCUCCGCAGCCCGUUGCCCGCGCGCACUCCCCCCUCGCCCCUUCGCCCGCGCAGUCCCCUUCCCGCGCGCAGUGCCCCCUCCGCCGGUCCCGCUCCGCCCUCCCCGCACGUCAGUCCCGCGCAUGCGCGUCUCCGCUCCGCCUCCAAGAGCCCCAUUGCGCGCCGAGCGCUUGCCCGCUCCGUCAGCCCGCUGUCUGGAGUUUCCCCGCACCCACCUGGCCCGCACCCACCUGGCCCGCACCCACCUGGCCCGCACCCACCUGGCCCGCACCCACCUGCGCCGUUCCAAACUGCCUCGCCGCUUUCAAUCGCCCCGCUUCCGAUCGCGCCGGUUUCGCCUGCCCCCGUGCUAUCACCAGCAGCGUAUCGCGAUGCGGCGCCUGUCGUCGUUCACUCGCCCGGUUCCACUAGCCAUAUGGAUGGUACAUGCGCUACCGGAAUAUGCAACACCAGCACAUGCGGCGCGGACAACUGCUUCUUUCGGAGCAGCAGUAGCAGCAGUAUCAGUGGCAGCAGUAGUGGCUGCUCCUCCUCCUCCUUUUUCCGCAGUAGCAGCAGCAGCAGCAGCUGCAGCAGCAGCAGCACCGCGCACAGCCGCAGCAGCAGCCCUCUAAGAGGAGGCGGAGGCGGAGGCGGGGUGGGAGGGGGAGGGGGAGCGCACGGGCCUGUGUUUGUCAGGAGGCCCAGUCUGUUGUCGCGCACGCAACUGACCCUCUCCCCUGCAUCGCCGCAUCCUGCGCCCUCUGCUCUCAAAACAUGCCCCUCCCCCUUCUCCGCCAGCCCGCGCCCAGCCUCCCCCCAAGCGCGCCCUGUGUCUCCCCCAUCGCACCCAGCCUUUUCCGCAGUGCCCCCUGCGUCGCCCCUCCUCUCCCCCAACUCAUCCGCACUCCAACCACCCUCCCCCUCUCCCCUCCUCUCCCCUCCCCCUCGUCUCCGUUCCCCUCCCCGUCUCCUCCGCCCGGCUUCCCCCCUCCUCCGCCCCCCCUCCCCGCUCCUCCGUCCUUGUUCCCCUACCCUUCCCCCUGCAACGCCUUCCUUCUUCCGCCCCGCCCCUCCAUUCCCAACAUCCCCAGCCUCUCCCCCUCCCCCCAACACCACUCGCCCCCCCCUCAACACCACUCCCCCUCCCCCUGCUGACCUUCCUGCCACGCCUCCCUCUCCUACUCUCUCCUUCGCUCCUGCGCCAUGUGGUUUGGCAAGCCAGCACGGAGGGACACGGGAACAAGGGGGAGGUCGCAGGGAGAGUUUUGAGCCGACUCAAAAAUUUGCUCCGUCCAAUUCGGCAAGCCAGCUCGGAGUGGCAGGGGAGCAAGAGGGGGGUCGCAGGGAGAGGCGGAAAGGGAGCGUGCAGUUGGCAGCAGGGGCAUUGAGGGGAGGAGGAGGGGCAGUAGCAGGCGCAGCAGACGCAGCAGCAAGAGCAGCAGGAGCAGCAGGAGCAGCAGGAGCAGCAGGCGCAGCAGGCGCAGCAGGAGCAGCAGGCGCAGCAGGAGCAGCAGGCGCAGCAGGAGCAGCAGGCGCAGCAGGAGCAGCAGGCGCAGUGGGAAACGGAGGAAAGGCAGGAGGCGGAGUGAGAGGACGGAAAGCAGGUGGUGUGGAGAGCCGCCGGGCCAUCGGGCUGUCUGCGCUGACGCGAGACAGGGGAGCGGUGGGGGGAGGAACAGCCAGGGAGAGAGGUGCGGGUAGCAGGCGGCCAGGGAGAGACGAGAAUAGCGGAGAGCUGAAGGCGGGAGGAGGCGGCGGGGGAGGAGGGGGACAGCAGCAGCGGCAGCAGCAGCAGCAUGUGGUGGCAGCUGCAUUUGAGAACCAAGAUCAAGUGGGCAUUGCUCUAGUCGUCCAACGUAGAGACCUCUCAGCACAACUCGCGCCCCAUUCACCUCAACUCCCUCGCUCCCCCCACACUCCCCACACUCCCCACACUCCCCACACUCCCCACUCUCCCCACACUCCCCACACUCCCCACUCUCCCCACUCACCGCACACUCCCCACUCCCCCUUACGUACCACCUCCCGUCCUCCUCUCGCAAACUCCCCUCUCUCCUCUCCUCUCUCCUCCCCACUCACUCCUCCGCAUCUUCACUCGCUCUUCUCUCCCAACACCACCCCUCAUCGCCCUCUCCUCCCCUCCCCCCUCUCCUCCUCCUCCUGCUCCACCCCCACUGCUCCCCUCCUCUCCCCCUUGGGAUCUCCAGCUCCGUCCCUCGCCCGCCCAGCCUCCACCUCAGCUUCGGCUGCAUGCUCGGGAGCAGGUUCGGCAGCAGGCUCGGCUCUGGCAAGGAGCUGGAGGGAGCGGGCAGGUUCGGCACGAGCCUCGGGCUCAGCCUCGGCAUCGAGUCUGGUGUUUAAACGAAACAGCAGCAGCAGCAGCAUGUGCCAUGAGCGUGUGCAAUCCUUUUCUGCUGUUUCUGGUUCUGCUGCUGCUGCUGCUGCUGCUUCGGUUGUCUGUGCUGCUGGUGCUGCUGUUUGCACUGCAGCUGGUGGUGCAACAGGGAGAGCAGGCGUGGAGGGAGCAGCAGUCAAUGAAGCGAGGCCAGCAAGCAUGCGCGGCAGCAGCAGCAGCAGAAUCAGCAAGGGGGACAGCAACAAGCAUAACACAAUCUCCAGCAGCGCCAUCACCAGCGGCGGCUGCUGCGCGCCUGAGUUCCCAUCGCUCCCCCGCCUGCGCAUGCGCACCCCCCUCUCCCACAGCAUGGACGCCGGAUCCCUCUCCCUCCUCCCCAUCAUCGCCGCUGCUGCUGCUGCUGGUGUCGGUGGUGCGGCUGGUGCUGGUGCUGAUGCUGGUGUUGCUGUUGCUGGUGGUGGUGAUGGGAGUGGUGGUGCUGUUGCUGGUGAUGGGAGUGGUGGGAGUGGUGGAGGGGGAGGGGAGGUACGGAGGGAGGAAAGCAGUGGUUGGGGUGAGCGAGGGCAAGGAGACAAGCCACAAGUGUACCACCAACAGCAGCUGCUGCAGCUCAUUCAGCAGCAGCUGCUGCUGCAGCAGCAGCAACAGCAGGGGCAGAGGCAGCAACAGAGGCGUCAGAAGCAGCAAGGGCAGCAGCAGCUGCAGCAGGGGCAGCCUCGGGUGCGACGUGGCAGCGUGGCAGUGGAUGGCAUGGGCGACUCCUUCCAGGAAUUCAGGAGCCUCCGGCCGGCAGAAUUUGUUUUACGCCGCUCCUACUCCGACGUACACGCCACAUAUGCCAUCGACUACCAAGCACCACCCCUGGGCCGAGGCCAAUUCGGGGUGACUCGGCGAUGUGUGGAGAAGAGAACGGGGGAGGUGCUUGCGUGCAAGACGAUUGACAAGAAGAGCAUUAAGACGCAUGAGGACGCGGAGGAUGUGAGGAAAGAAGUGGCUUGCUUGGAGCUGUUGGCUGGUCACCCCACUAUUGUGAAGAUUAAAGAUGCGUUUGAGGAUUCCACCCACGUGCAUAUAGUGACGGAGUUGCUCGCGGGCGGCGAUCUCUUCGACAGAAUCAGAUCGCGCCGCCGCCUCCCGGAGCCGUCCGCCGCCCAGCUCUGCGCCGCCCUGAUUGAAGCGCUUCUCCACUGCCACUGCAGAGGCAUCACGCACCGCGACAUCAAGCCCGAAAACAUCCUCCUUACAAGCCUCUCCUCCGACUCCACUAUAAAGCUCAUCGACUUCGGCGUGUCGACUUCAUACCAACGGGGUGUGCCUCUGACCGACGCGGUUGGGACACCAGAAUACAUGGCUCCUGAAGUGCUUAGGCAGAGCUACGGCCCCGAGGCGGACAUAUGGAGCGCGGGGGUGGUUAUGUACGUGGCGCUUAGUGGCGCGCCGCCUUUCUGGGGGUCGGAAAAGCGGUCGGUGGUGGAGCGGAUACUUAAGAAGGAGGUGGCGUUUAAAGGGGUUAAGUGGGAGGGAGUGUCGGAGGAAGCGAAGGACCUGGUGGCUCGAAUGCUGGUGAAAGACGCCAGCAGGAGGAUCCGGCCGCUUGAGAUUCUAGAGCACCCGUGGAUUCAGAAGUGGAAGCUGGCUGCUCACACGUGAGGGAUCGUUGCGUACUGGAUAGUGAAGAGAGUGCGAAUUCUGGUGGCUGAGGCUUUUGAGAAAUUUCAAAAACCAUCUGGCUGCUCCGCACACGUGACGAAACUCCUGGGUACUGGAUGCUGAUAGAGAGAGCCCGGACUGGACUCUGGCGGCUGCCACUCUUUUGAGGCGCCUCAAAAGUUGCUGAUAGAGAGCCCGGACGCUGGUGGCUGCGGCUUCCUCGCUUGCCUCGCUACUGAAAACGACCACCUUGUAAAUAAAUAGCACUCCGGAAUUGGGUCCGGAAUAGUACGCUGGAUGCUGAAGGCGAGGACGAGCUCCAGGGCAAUGGGAACAUCUUGAUUCUUCCAGAGGCUUCCUUUCUUUCUUUCUAGGAGUUAGAGCAGUGGCAGCUGGGGGUGUGCAACGCACAGCCCGUGUUGUAUUAUUAUUUAGAAUAAGGAAGGUGGGGGUAAAAGAUUACCCCCCUUUCCCUCUAGUUCAUUCUUUGCUAUUCUUCUCAUUUUUUCAUUCAUACAA
Messenger RNA from Closterium sp. NIES-67, 6484 nucleotides. The record is from the annotation of a GenBank genome assembly. NCBI's taxonomy places the organism in Eukaryota, Viridiplantae, Streptophyta, Zygnematophyceae, Desmidiales, Closteriaceae.